Cyanidioschyzon merolae strain 10D is the source of this 1998-nucleotide messenger RNA. RefSeq names its product phosphoacetylglucosamine mutase. The record is from RefSeq and is a predicted model, not a curated record. Gene Ontology annotation, molecular function: phosphoacetylglucosamine mutase activity; magnesium ion binding. NCBI's taxonomy places the organism in Eukaryota, Rhodophyta, Bangiophyceae, Cyanidiales, Cyanidiaceae. The transcript has a single exon. Gene Ontology annotation, biological process: UDP-N-acetylglucosamine biosynthetic process; carbohydrate metabolic process. Bases 1 to 1998 code for a protein of 665 amino acids.
AUGGACUGGGAGGCACACCAGCUUGCGCGCUAUUUACCUUCGUGGUCGGACACAGUUCCAGAAGACCUUCAGUGCGGCGCGGCAGGUCUUCGGGGUUCAGCACGAGAUCACGCGUUCGAUAAAGCUGCAUUCUGUUGCGGGCUCGCAGCAGGUUUCCUAGCUCUGAGGCACGCCCUCGACGGUUCCAAAAGGGCAUCGACAACCGAGGCCCGAAGCACUCUUCCUGCCAACAAAGUCGGACACCAUGAUGAUCUGGGAGCUCCGGGUUUGUCGGCUUCAGUGUUCAGAACUGUAGCUGUAGGACUGAUGAUCACUGCGUCACAUAACCCACCGCACGAGAAUGGCGUGAAGUUUAUCGAUACCAACGGAGGCAUGGCGGACCCAACUUGGAUCCACCUCGCUGUUCGGCUGGUCCGGGCAUCAGCGGGGCCCGACUCGCUCGCCACCGUUCUGGAACAAGUGCAUCGUGAAAAAAUAUCGGAGGCCCGGGCCAUACGUGACGCCCUCUGCAUACCGGUCGUUCUCUUGGGGUAUGAUAGCAGAAGCUCGAGCCCGCACCUCGCUAGUAAUGCGCAGGAAGGCGCACGUGUCGUGCUUUCACACUAUCUGCGCGCGACGAGAUGCUCCGGUGGCGAGACGUUGGCGUUUGCGGACGCGCUCCUUCUGGGCAUGACAACGACACCGGCCAUGCACGCAGUCGUCCGAGCGUGGAACGAAAGCCCUGUCGACAUGCGCGAAUCGGACUUGUCAAACUUCCGGGACGCAUUCGAGCGACGGCCCUUGUUUCUGCUCAACCGCUACAAAUCGACCUUGGUGGAGGCCACGAGGGCGCUCUCGGAAGCACUCCAUUUGGCAGACGUGGAGCACCGGGCGCUUAUGGAUCACUGGGUUGUAGACUGCGCGAACGGGGUCGGUGCGCCGCUCCUGUGCGAGCUGGCGUCUGCGCUCCGCACACAGUGCGGUAUCCAGAUUGUAUGCUGUAACCAGGAGACAGCCCAAACGGAAUUAUUGAACGUGCAAUGCGGAGCAGAUUGGGUCCAGAAAGGAAACCGGCUGCCCCAGCGUUGGCCACAGACCCCAGCUGGCAAACCCGAACGUCAGGGUGCGAGUCUCGAUGGCGAUGCCGAUCGCCUCGUGUGCUUCCUAGCGGAUGCGCAGGGCGUAGCCAUGUUGCUAGACGGGGAUCAGACGGCAACACUCUUCCUGGACUUUGUGCUGGGGUUUCUGCAUCCCGAACAUGCGUACUUGAGCCAAAAUACAUGCGCUGAGGCCGCAGCGGGUGCAGCGCGGAAAUCCUGGCGUGUAGCGCUCGUCCAUACCGUGUACGCCAAUGGUGCCGCAGUGGCGUACUGGCGCAAGCGGCAACGCGAACUGGAAUCCCAGCGAGCGCAUCACGCCUGCGUCAUUGAGCUACAGAUCAUUUGCACCUGGACUGGAGUCGUGCAUUUGGAGAAGGAAGCCAGACGGUUUGAUAUUGGCCUAUACUUUGAACCCAAUGGCCACGGCACGAUUCUGUUCAGCGAUGCGCUGUUGAAGUCGCAUGCUUCGACAUUGCCGCUUCCCUUACGGUGCUGCGCGCGAGUCGCCAAUCAAGGUGUUGGCGACGGCAUCGCGAAUCUGCUCCUGAUCGCCACGAUACUACAGUGGAAACGCUGGUCGUUGGUAGACUGGGCAACUGCCUACUAUACACCGCUUGCGAGCGUUUAUCUGGUUGAGCGGGUAUCAGACCGUCACCAGAUUGUAACAUCGGAUUACGAUCAGCGUGUCGUUGAGCCGCCCGAACUCCAACGAAGCAUAGAUCGCAUCGUGGCGAGUUAUCGUAGUGCUCGUGAGAGCGUUUCCGCAAACGAGUCAGCAGUUGCUGGGGCGCGCAUCGUCGUGCGCCCCAGCGGCACGGAAGAUGUUGUGCGCGUUUAUGCAGAAGCGCACACCGAAGCGGAUGCAAGCUCACUCGCCCGAUGUGUCGUCAAUGAAAUCAGAAGACUCCUGGGCUCGUGA